AUGAAAAUCGUAUUAGUCUUGUUGUUCGCGGCGGCUGUAGCGGCUGCGACGACUUCACCAAAUGUUUUUGAAGAUCAGCAAUAUCCUUUAGAGCACUAUGAAACCUUACUGCAGACAGCCCCGGAGGGCCGCAAUUUCCUAAUUAACACUUUGAUUCGCCAACUUCUUGAAUUUCUGCGAAACCUUAUCUCCAACGGUAACGACCUUUUCGGAAUACCCCCAUUGGACCCUCUGAAGAUAGAGAAUCUUCAUUUGGAAAUACCAGCGGGUCUGAUAAACUUAAAGCUGAACCUGACAGAUGCACUGGUAACUGGGAUUGGAGCUUUCAAAGCUCACAGGACCCAUUUAGAUACAUCAGACAUUUCUUUCGACAUUGAUAUAUCCGUUCCAGAACUUAAGAUAUCGGCAGGUAGCUACCAAUUGGAUGGUGACCUCCUUACAGCUAUUCCUAUCUAUGGAGAUGGUGGAGCCGAAUUCAUCAUCACCGAUUUCCGAUUCAAGGCAAAGUUGUUCUUAAAACAAUCUGACGAUGGAAAAUCCGCCAUUUUGGAUAGAAUUGAAAACUUAACUUUCGAAAUACCUAAAUUCAAGUCAAACAUAACCGGCGCCAUUGGAGGAGGUGACAUAGACAAAAUCGUGGACGCAGUCUUAGAAGAAGUAAUUAUAGGUUAUGUCAACCGAUUCCGUGGUGCUAUAUCCAAAAUCGCGAACAUGGCUGUGAUAGCAAUACUUAAUCCGAUUCUGGAACAGCUGGACACUUGGCGCUGGAUCGCCAUGAUUCUACCAAGAGCUUGA
Molecule: messenger RNA, 795 nt
Organism: Pieris macdunnoughi
Lineage: Eukaryota; Metazoa; Arthropoda; Insecta; Lepidoptera; Pieridae
Source: the annotation of a GenBank genome assembly